AUGGAAUCAGGAGGUGCUCUCGACAUCAUCUCGACUCUUUCGGACUUUCUCCUCGUGCUCAUCAUCUCCAAUCUGUCGUUCAAGGAAGCUCUCAGGACCAGCCUUUUGUCUAGACGUUGGAGACUCAUUUGUCGCGAGACGAGGAAUGUGUCAUUUCAAGAGGCUGUGAUUACUCAAACCUAUCCGGCGUGGGUUGACGAAUUUGAUAAACGAGCGGAGUUCGUUAAUUACGCCUUGAAUUGGGUAUCCAAUUUCACGGGUGGGAUCGUUGAUACGUUCGAACUCUCCUUUCACAGGCCGAUUGGUUAUGAUGUGGAGGUGAAGACCUUCAUAAAUUUCGCAGCCGCUAAGCAUGUCAAGAAUCUCGUUCUUGAUUUCUCUGACCGGCUUUGGGUGAACAGAGAUGAAGUAGCAGCAUCGUUUGAAGAUACCAUGAUUCAAUUGCCGGAGAGUUUCUACCAUUUAACCGAACUCGUCAAGCUGAAACUGCUCGCUUGUCGCUUUGAUGCGUCAAGGCUGGCAGUAGCGGGUAAAGUACAGUUUCUCUACUUCGGGUGGAUGUCACUUGCCAUGAUCACGUCUUUGUUACCAAAGGCACCGCUUCUAGAAUGUCUCCAGAUUAAAAAUUGCUGGAACGUUGGUCUAGGAGCAAUAACCGGAGUUAACAACCGGUUAAUGAAGCUGGUGUUGAAGAACAGUGUCUUCGCAGUGCAGACUACUUCACUUGACCUGCCAAGCAUUCUGAUCUUCAAGUAUGCUGGUAGACUUCAUUGGUUUACGUUGAGAAACGUGAACAGAGGGAUGGAUGAAGUGUCGCUGGAUUUUGGGCAUGAGAGCCAAUACCAUGCUGGCUUAGGAAGAAAUUUUUGUGACCUCCUCUGCAGUUUGGCAACAGCUAAGGCAGUUACCAUCUGUCAAUUCUGCAUUCAAAUGAUCCAGGAUAAUGUCAACCCGUCUAAACUUAGAGCAGAUAUGGAAACGAGGCGACUGGUGCUGAUGACGAGCCUCCGACCGCGUGAGUUCGUCGGAAUCAGGUGCAUGAUCAAGAGCUGUCCAUAUCUGGAAACGCUGACUUUUCAGCUCGUUGUUGGAACCCCUGUCCAAAUGGAGAGAGUGCAGAUCGAUGCAAGCACAUUUUGGCUGGAAGGAAUUUUGCACCCGUGCUUGAAGAACACACUCAAAAAUUUAGAAGUUUGGAACUUCUGUGGAGAAAGACAUGAGAUGGAGCUCUUGAAGAAUAUGAUUCGCAUGUCUCGUGUGCUGGAACGGGUGGAUUUAUAUAAACCAAUGAGACUUGGCGCUACCCACCUCAACCGUAUCCAGGCAAGGGCCGACCAUGUGGGGACACAGUUCGAGGCAGGUUCGGCGAAUCUAGUGAUAUCUCUGCACUAA
This is a messenger RNA of Camelina sativa (false flax), 1392 nucleotides long. The record is from RefSeq and is a predicted model, not a curated record. NCBI's taxonomy places the organism in Eukaryota, Viridiplantae, Streptophyta, Magnoliopsida, Brassicales, Brassicaceae.